Messenger RNA from Geodia barretti, 2337 nucleotides. The record is from the annotation of a GenBank genome assembly. NCBI's taxonomy places the organism in Eukaryota, Metazoa, Porifera, Demospongiae, Tetractinellida, Geodiidae.
AUGGCUACUUCGCUCGUUUCCUAUAGUGAGGCUCCCACAGAUGAUACCUCAUGUCAGGACUCAAGCCAGAGUGCUGGAAUGUACAGCUCAUGUUCCACUCACCCUUCAUCUUCUGUCUCCUCACUUUCCCAAAGGGAUAUCGUGGGUCUCAGAGAUGUUACUGACAAUGACAUGGCUGAAGAUCAUCUAAUUAAUCACUCUAACGAGAGCAAAGUGUUGACCUCGGAAGACACAUCAAUUGACCAGCAAGAGUUUGAUGACACUUUCCCAUCUUUUCUCCUCACACGGUUUGUGUGUGGAGAGAGUGUACUGCCAGAGCCUCAGAGAGCCAAACGUGUGAUCAUCAAUGACUCACAGACUGACGACGAAUCAGAUACAGACAAGAAUGCUUGUGAUUCCGACAUCCACCAACGCAUUCUGAGUGAUGGUGACUAUAAUGAGGUGGUGGACAAGGAUAGUGCCCCAGUCACUGCUGCUCUGAGUCAUGAUAAUGACUCCCAAACCUCACCCACAAUCGUCGACAAUGAUGUUUGUCGUGACCAUGACAUCAUCCGCUGUAUGCUCCGAGACGGAAACUAUGAUUUGUCAGUUGAAGUGUAUGCUGCACUCCAGAUGGACAUUAGUCAGGAUGGAUUUCACACUCCCUCCAGUACCGAUGAUGAUGGUAUGGAUGCACAUGAUUGUGAGAUUCUCCAGUCGAUUCUGAACGAUGGAAAUUAUGAGAUGUCGGCAGAUGAUGUGGCUACACUCGAGACAGUGAUUUCAACUUUGACUUCACCCACUCCAGUCACUGAUCUGUGUCAGUUCAGCUCUGAAGAAAACACAAGCUGUGAUGAAUCUCAAAUCCUAUCUGUGACUAAUGAAAGUGAUUCUGCCAUUCUUCAAUCCAUACUCGAUGACGGAAACUAUGAGAUUGCAGAUGAGGACCGUGCUGCACUCCACGGUGUGAUAAAAAUCCUCAUCACUGGCGGAACUGUUAUCAAUGUUCAGUACGCGGCGCAGGCAAGACCGCGCGAUAUAAAACAAAGCCAGUCUUCCAAGUUCAGUUCAAUUACUGAGAUGCCUCGGAUAAUUCUGGGAGUGCUAUUGAUCGCUGGCGUGCAGCUCGCCUCGAGCAUUUGCUGCGAUCAUGUAUGCGGUGUGGCCGAGGGUCUAAACAUUGGAGCCUUCAACGCCGCGAUUCUCGGAGCUAAGAAGACUAGCAACGUUUCCGUACUCGGCGUGCUCGCGCAAAUUAUAAGGCGCUACGAUGUGAUUCUUGUGCAAGGCAUCAGAGAUGUUGGAGGGGAAACGGUGGUACCAAGACUUUUAGCGGAAGUGAACGGGCAAGCCCAUCAGUAUGAAGUUGUAGUGAGCGGAAACCUUGGACAGACUAGGAAUAAGGAAAUGUAUGCCUACUUUUACAGGACUGAAACAGUUGAAGUAUGCGGCACGUACCAGUUUGAUGAUCCAGAUGAUGAGUUUGAGCGAGAGCCUUUCAGCAUCUGCAUCUGCUGCAACCAAACCAAUUCAGAAACAGAUCUCCUAUUAGCUACAGAGCCAUGGAAGUUCUUUCUCCUGGGAGUGUACGUAAAGUCAUCUGAUGCCUGCAGCGAGCUGGGUGCACUUGCAAAAGCUUACAGAGCCACUUCUGAAGCUCUUGACUGCUGCAGUGGCUUUAUACUGGGGGACCUUAAGGCAGACUGCACGCAUUUGAGUGGAUGUGAUUUCGAAGACCUCAAGGUAGUAAAAUAUCCCUCGGCCUCUUGGCUGAUAGACUUCUCAGUAGAUACCACCACAACGCCUACAUACUGCGCAUACGACAGAAUCAUUGCAGUAGAUGACACUAGACACCAUGUUGUUCCGAAUUCAGCAGGGGUGUACAGGUUUGACGAGGACUUGUCUCUCUCUCCAGAACUAUUAGCAAUCAUAGUAAGCUGCACUUUAACCCCCACAGCCAGAUGCCUGAAGACCAUCAUCAUAAUAGUUGUACUAUCGACACACCACCAGGCUCACUCCAAAGGCCCACACAAUCUGACGAUAACCAUAGACAAUGAAAAUAGAACCUUCACAUUGGAAGAAAAAGCAAAGGAUAAAUAUUUGCCCAACCAACUGGAAUUCGACCUGAAAGAAGAUUUUGGUGUCACAGAAUGCUGCCUCCAACCCACCGAUAUCCAGAACAUUUUCAUAGUCCCGUGCUCAACUGAUGCCUGGAGCCUAACAUCCGUCAUUAUUAUAGCAAUAGACUGCCUCGGUGAUUGUACACUCAUCACUUGCGAUAUUGACAUUGAUUUUGCCGUGGACUUAGACAACAGAGGAGGUGGGGAAACUCUGAAACUGACUCUCGCGAAAAACUGA